UGUAGUUCUCCGGUAGAGAGCGGAGUGAGAGAUGGAGCGUGGCAGCGGUGCUGGGCAGCACUGGAAGGGGUCCGACAGCCGGGCCAGCUGGGACACGGGCCGGGGCUGCACAUGCUGCCCAUGUUCAAGUUAGGAAAGCCAUGCAAGGGUCGUCGAGUGACGGAGACAGAGAAACCACAAAGCCCAUUCAUGCUCAGGCGUAUUUAUUAUCAUGAUCUUUUUUAAAUAUUAAAACAAUUGCGUUGCAUGACGUCAUAGGCUUCUAUCGCCCAACAUGACCAGAUGAUGCAGCGCUCGUGGACAAGGUCUCCGGUUCUAGUGACGGGGUCUUCAAUGGACCGGGUGAGAGAACUCUGAUGGCUCUCCGCGGCCGGGGCCGGAAGGAGACACCGAGGGGAGCGUACAGCAGCAGGUUUCUGGAAAGCGUCGCGGUGUCCGCACCCCGCGACGAAAAAGAAGCACCACGGUGCGGCUGUCGUGCUUUUCACCGGAGGGUACGAGCGGCAAGGGGAACAUGGCCGCGCAGUCGGACGGUAAAGCCGGGGUGGGUUUCGCCCAGCUUUACGACGUCGAUGCCGACGAGCAGCUGGACUCGGCCGCGAUCCACAUCUGCCAGUGCUGCCGCUCUUCGGCGUGCUACUGGGGCUGCCGCUCCGCCUGCCUCGGCUCGUUGCUCGGCGGGAGCCAACCCGCUGCCGCCGGCGGGGUCGGCGUCCGGGAGACUCACUGCCCACCCCGGGAGCAGCUGUGGUUGGACUGCCUCUGGAUCAUACUGGCUCUCCUCGUCUUCUUCUGGGACGUUGGCACAGACCUGUGCCUCGCAGUCGACUACUACCAGAGGCGGGACUACUUGUGGUUCGGCCUCACGCUCUUCUUCGUCCUGGUACCUUCGGUGCUGGUCCAGAUUUUAAGUUUCCGCUGGUUUGUGCAGGACUACACUGGUGGGGGGCUCGGGGAGGUGGAGGGUCUAACGAAGCGGGGUGCUGUGGCUCUGGGGUGCCACUAUCCCGGCAAGGACCGCUUGCAGCUGGCCACCAUUUGGCUGUGGCAGGCCACCAUACACAUCCUCCAGCUGGGGCAAGUGUGGAGGUACAUCAGGACACUCUACCUUGGCCUGAUGUCGCGGCGGCAGAAGGAGCACCAGCGCCGCUGGUACUGGGCCAUGAUGUUCGAGUAUGCAGACGUCAACAUGCUUCGGCUGCUGGAGACUUUCCUGGAGUCGGCGCCUCAGCUGGUCCUGCAACUGUGCAUCAUGAUCCAGGAGAACCGUGCCGAAACACUGCAGUGCAUCUCCUCCCUCGCCUCGCUCCUGUCUCUCGCCUGGGUCUUGGCCUCCUACCACAAACUGCUGCGGGACUCGCGUGAUGACCAGCGCAGCAUGAGCUACCGCGGGGCCCUGCUGCACCUCUUCUGGCGCCUCUUUACCAUCUCGUCCCGCGUCCUCUCACUCGCCCUCUUUGCGUCGCUCUUUCACAUCUACUUUGGCAUCUUUGUGGUGGUCCACUGGUCCGCCAUGGCCUUCUGGGUGGUGCACGGGGGCACCGAUUUCUGCAUGUCCAAGUGGGAGGAGGUGCUUUUCAACAUGGUGGUGGGCAUUGUCUACAUCUUCUGCUGGUUUAAUGUGAAGGAGGGCCAGACGCGACACAGGAUGAUUACGUACUACACGGUGGUGUUGGCCGAGAACACCAUUCUCACUGGCCUGUGGUACACCUACAGGGACCCCGUGCUGACCGACUCAUAUGCCGUCCCGGCGUUGUGCGGCGUCUACCUGACAUUUGCUGGCGGCGUUCUGGUCAUGCUGUUGUACUACGGCUUCCUGCACCCGGCCACUGCCCACAUCCACCCAAGCCCCGCCUCCUCCUGCUGCGCCCAACUGCUUUGGGGUCUUCCCCUUCCCCCCUCUGCACCACCGACCGCCCCACCUACACCUGCACACAUGACCAAGUCCCAGACAGAAGAGGAUGUGGCUGAGACGUGUCUUCCCGUCUUCCAGGUGAGGUCAGUGCCCCCCACUUCCAAGCCCGAGGGCCCACUUAUAAAGAUCGACAUGCCCAGGAAACGUUACCCGGCGUGGGAUGCCCACUACGUUGACAGGCGCCUGCGAAGGACUAUAAACAUCCUGCAGUACAUCACACCGGCCGCAGUGGGCAUCCGCUACCGCGAUGGACCCCUGCUGUACGAACUUCUACAGUACGAGUCUUCGCUUUGACACGCACACAGCAAUGAGUGCACACACAACACACUGUGAAGAGACAUGUUGGUGUUCAUGGAUGGUCACAUUCAGAGAGGAAUAAGAAACGCACACGUCACACUUGGUAUAAGCACAGAGACACUCAAGCAAUCUGUCAUAUUUCAAUGCACACACCCUCAGAAAAACACACACAUUCCUUGCAAGCACCUUCAACCUGCAAGUCCCCUGGCCAUGACUCAACAAGCUGCCUCAGUGGGAGUCCAUUGAGAACUCCUCCUCUUUUUUUUCCAUGUGUCAGUUUCAGAACCAUGAACAUAUUCUCACCAGAUUUAUUUGUUCCCCACUGUUCCCCAAAUUCACAAGUACCUCUACAAAGAUGAGACAGUGAAAAAAAAGCAACCCGCUUAUGUAAAUUCAUGUCAACCUGGGUUGUUGCAGGGAUUAAGGCCCUCUCUGUACAAGCAACCAAAACCUCGCUACUGUAAUUUAAAAAAGGAUGUGUAAAAAAA
Messenger RNA from Hippocampus comes (tiger tail seahorse), 2700 nucleotides. Its product is annotated as XK-related protein 6-like. NCBI's taxonomy places the organism in Eukaryota, Metazoa, Chordata, Actinopteri, Syngnathiformes, Syngnathidae. Bases 515 to 2209 code for a protein of 564 amino acids. The record is from RefSeq and is a predicted model, not a curated record. Gene Ontology annotation, cellular component: plasma membrane. The transcript is spliced from 4 exons. Gene Ontology annotation, biological process: engulfment of apoptotic cell; apoptotic process involved in development; phosphatidylserine exposure on apoptotic cell surface.